Messenger RNA from Cylicocyclus nassatus, 1828 nucleotides. Lineage: Eukaryota; Metazoa; Nematoda; Chromadorea; Rhabditida; Strongylidae. The record is from the annotation of a GenBank genome assembly.
AUGGUCUCCUCUAAAAAUACUGCUAAUCUUCUAUCUAUUCGAUAUAAAGCUAGGGCAUUUGAUUCAUGCAUUUCCUUAUAUUGCAUGAGCUUGCCAUCGAAAAGAAGAUGUGCGUCUGUACGACCGAGCACUUAUAGUUCUCAGAAAAGUGACUUCAGUACAUCGCCCCUCGGCAGCAGUUGCAUAAAGACGCCCGUUAGAUGUUCAACGGCAUCCCCUCCCAUACCUUCUGCAAGAAAUGCUAUUGAAGACACUAAGUCUUUAAAGAUACAGAGUCCACCCGCUUCACCAACAAAAGGCGCCUUAGUACGCAAUUUGCCAACGCCAGUCGGCGGGAACUUUGGAUCUGCAAACAUCACUCAGCUUCCCAAAUAUGCGGUGUCCACGGAACAACGUAUAGCCGAGCUACAGGAAGAACUGCAGCUAGUCGAAUCCGGCAGGCAUCCCAAAUAUCUUGAAAAGCUGCGCGAGUUCCGACAAAAACAAGCGGAUGAGAUCGAAAUGAUUGAUAUCAUGUAUGAGAGAGAAAAAGAAGAGAUCGAAAGAAAGUUCCGCUUGGAACAUGCUGCAAUUCAGAGAGAAUUGAAGGAAAGGGAAGACGACCUAGUUCAGGCUCUCCUGCUGGAAGUUGAUGACCGCAUCAGGUUCAUAGAGGCCGAAGUAGCAGUAUUAGAUGUUGCCGGACCUGCUUGUCCAACCUUUAGCAUGAACAAAAAGUGUUUACGACGACGACCACACGACACGCCUACAUCCACUGAGAAAAAGAAAGCUCGUACUACUGCUCCUGUCAUCAUUCAUCUGCUUCCCGAGCACAUAAUUGCAGAAGAUGUUCGAUUGCUGGUUCCUGCUGAGAGUAUACCCAGUGUAGUUCAGCAUCAUAAAGUCAGUUUGGAUAAUGGCAAACUAAUCUACGAAGGCAAAACAUAUCAACGAGGACAAGCGCUGGUUGUCCAGACAGAGAACUAUGGCGCUUUUGCGGGUAUGAUACUGUCCAUCUGUGAACAGUAUAUCCAGUUUAGAUCGACUGUACCCGGAGAUACCCGACAAGUGUUGGCUACCAUGGACGACUUAGAGAGUGGACGAGUCAUUUUGAGAAAGAAAAUUGUAUGAGUAUCACGAUGUCAUAUCUUAAAGUAUUCUUGAAAAUCGGAUAUUCGGUUUGCUGCAACUUUCUGUGCGCAUGGAAUUUAAUAGCUGAAUUAGCUAAAGAAAUUUUUUCUCCAAGAUAGCUUUCAAAGCUGCACAAGAAUGUCAAACGUACUGGCAGUGGAAUUUGUGUUUUCAUCUAGAUCAUUCUUGACUCUACUGCCAGCGCGGCCCAAAUCCUACGGAUUUGUCGAAUUUUGCAGAUUUGAAAUUCAGACAAGAUGCAGCAAAUCUGAUUUCGAGUUUGAAGAUUCUCGGGUAUUAUUUUGUUCCUUAAUUAUAGCUAAACCAGCAAUUUCCGUUUCUUUUUUUUAAAUCCGGUGGAUUGCUUUAUCCCGCGAAAGGUCUCAUAGAAAGCUUGUAGAUGUUCCAUAAUAAUUGUGUUCUUAUAGUGUACUGUAUAUAUCAUAUCUUGAAAUGUGCAAAUAGCGCGUAGUUUUUAUCGGCUUUAUGUGAUAUCAUCAGUUAUGGGAGCUAAAUCCAUGACUGAAGUUGCAAAUAAAUGUUCCGCUUUUUAUGGCAACUUUGCUGAUAAUUGUACUAUCUUGUUUCCAAGUGGAAGAACUACUCUCUCGCAUUUCGUGAAUGACGAUUUCUUGCUAGUCAAAUAUCUGCCUUUUAUUAGUAGUUGAGAUGCUUCACUCCACUGGUUUAGAAGUCUCGAGAAGCGAAUAAAGUGUUC